GACGUUAAUCUUUCGUAACAUAACUCAAUAGAUAAAGCUUUGUAUAUAACGAGUCUAGUAUUGGACAGUUUAGAAAAUCGUUGAUUGACUCGACUUAUUGCUGCCUUAAAUUAAUUUGUUGCAUGAAAAAAAAUCAAGGUUAUGCAAAAAUAAAAUUGUGCUUCACCAAGAAGUUAAAUUCGCAUGUUGAAUUGUUUUUAUGUACUAAACAUUUAGUACUAGGUUGAUUUUGCAAACAAUUGCCGGUGCUGAUUUAUUUGCCUUGACAUGUGAUACAAUUUUGAUGCGAUACAGUGAUUAAAUUAAAAGUGAGAUUUAAUAUUUUAAGAGCGUUACACAAACUCGAAGAACGCAGUUGAAUCCUCCGACGGCAAUUGGUAAAACCUGCUUUUGACCGCUACAAAAUGCUCGUCGAACAGAUUUCCAGAGCGCGCACGAGAAGUUUGACCAAGAGGUUUCUACUGACAUGCGUAGUCGCUUGUUAUUCAACUUACGGUGCGGACGCAAUUUCGAUCAGCAGUAAGUGCUGGGAGAAUGUUCGACUGGUCAAUGGCAGUACAAGAAAUCUAGGGCGCGUGGAGGUCAGGGUGAACGGCACGUGGGGUACGGUCUGUGACGACAAGUUCACGACGGCGGAUGGGAUGGUCGUCUGCAAGCAGCUCGGCUUCGACGCGGUGCUCUCGGUCUUUGGAGGGGCACAUUUCGGCGAGGGCACGGGACCAAUUUUUCACGAUGACCUCGAGUGCGCCGGAAACGAAACCAGCCUGUCCUUUUGCUCGGGACUUCACUCACCGACGACAACUGACUGUAGCCACGCAGAGGAUGCCGGUGUGUGGUGUUUUCCACCCGUGGUUUCCUCCCGAAAAGCGUGCACAAGCGCUCAGUUCCGGUGUCCCUCUGAGUCGAAAUGUAUACCUUUCGCCUGGGUAUGCGACGGUAGAAGCGACUGUGCCAACGGGUCGGACGAGCGCGCACUCCAAUGUAACUUAACAAAAAACUGUGGACUUCCGUCCGUGCAACCUACAUCAAAGCGAGUCGUGGGUGGAAGUGACGCAACUCCGGGUGCUUGGCCGUGGAUGACGUCAUUGAAGGUGACAUCAACUCCUGGAAUAAUGGCUCCGGAAGUUCUAUGUGGUGGCGUUUUGAUUGACAGCCAAUGGGUUCUGACCGCUGCACACUGCUUUGACACGUUCAAAGCCACAUCAUCCACAUUUCAAGUUGUCGUCGGCGACUACAACUCCGCAGUUAAUGACGUCAAGUCCGAACAAAGAAUCAACGUUAGCAACGUCAUCAAGCCCGGUGACUACGUGCAAGGUUCCCAUAAAAACGACAUCGCACUUAUUCAUUUGGAGCAUCCGGUGCGCAUCACCUCGUAUGUUUCGCCCGUGUGUCUGCCAACGUUCGCUGUCCAAGAGUUCGGACCAAGGGACACAUGUUACGUAACUGGAUGGGGCGAAUCCAUAGGUGGGGUUACCCAACACGUUCUUCAGCAAGCUAUGGUUCCUAUCAUUGAACACUCGCUUUGCAAUUCUUGGUACAAUCACACUAUCGGAAAAGAUAUGCUUUGUGCCGGGUACCGCUUUGGAGGAAUAGACGCUUGCAAGGGCGACAGUGGUGGACCCCUGUCUUGCAAACGUGAUGGUCAUUGGUUCGUGGCGGGUGUCGUAUCCUGGGGAGACGGAUGCGCCAAGCAAGAGAGCCCAGGCAUCUACACUGACGUCAGCCAUUACCGAGUGUGGAUUGCUGACGUCAUCAGCAGAAAUAGUCCAAAAAUCCAUGACUUUCCAGCAUCAGAACUAGUAGGAUAAAAAUCACCACCUAUCACAAAGCUAAAGUUGUUGAAAACUUAAAAAAUGUUCUUGACUACAUUUAAACACUGUUGCAACAUUGAAUAAAACUGAUGUACAAAUUCAUGAGAUAAAAAAUCGCAUGUUGAAAAUAAAUUUAUAUAUUUCCAUUCAUUUGUGUAUGUUAACCAUUGACAGCAAUUCAUAUGUUAAGUCUAUUUUUUAAAUCAAUGGUGAGUGGUAAACGUUUUGUUUGCAUGCUGAAAGCAAUAUGUUUAGCACUAAUUGUUUUGUAUUUAAGUAAACGAUCAGUAUAAUAAAUGAAUUUUCCAAA
Dreissena polymorpha is the source of this 2121-nucleotide messenger RNA. RefSeq names its product neurotrypsin-like. Gene Ontology annotation, biological process: proteolysis. Bases 405 to 1808 code for a protein of 467 amino acids. The transcript is spliced from 9 exons. Gene Ontology annotation, molecular function: protein binding; serine-type endopeptidase activity. The record is from RefSeq and is a predicted model, not a curated record. NCBI's taxonomy places the organism in Eukaryota, Metazoa, Mollusca, Bivalvia, Myida, Dreissenidae. Gene Ontology annotation, cellular component: membrane.